UUGCACCAUUUCUCUGUUAGCGUUUGCCUAUCACCAUGUUGAGCUCCGGCAACCUCACCGUCAUCUCCUCUGUCGAAUUCCCAUCUCAGAAAUUGGUUGUAUGGAACCUCUUCUUCUUACCCGACAUCCAAAUUUUAGAGAUUUUCAUUGCAAUUUCUGUUUUUACAGCAAUAAAAUCAUUGAGACAAAGGAGAAAACAAGGGCUACCUGUAUGGCCGGUCAUCAGAAUGUUACCGUCUUUAGUCACCGGACUCCGAGGCAACUUGUAUGAAUGGAUCACUGAAGUUCUGUACCAUCAAAAUGGAACUUUCAGAUUCAAAGGGCCAUGGUUUAGCAGCUUGAAUUGUGUUGUAACUUCAGAUCCUCGUAACAUUGAGCACAUUCUGAAAACAGAGUUUCCCAAGUACCCAAAAGGCUCCUUCUUCCGUGAAACAGUCCGUGACCUUCUAGGCGACGGAAUCUUCAACGCCGACGGCGAGAUUUGGCACUGCCAGAGGAAGACAGCCAGUAUCGAAUUCCAUUCAGCAAAGUUCCGGCAACUCACCGUAGAGUCUCUCCACGAGUUAGUCCACUCUCGGCUCCUCCCAAUUGUACACAAGCAUUUCGUCGAACAGUUGGUGCCCAUUGAUCUCCAAGACAUUCUUCUACGCCUAACUUUUGACAAUGUCUGUAUGAUCGCAUUCGGCGUUGAUCCUGGCUGUUUGAGCCCUAAUUUACCGGCGAUUCCGUUCGCCAACGCCUUCGAGGUGGCAACAGAAGCCACCGUCCUUCGAUUCGUAACCCCGAAAUUCAUAUGGAAAACGAUGAGAUACUUCAAUUUAGGAACAGAAAAGAGUCUCAAAUUUGCCCUAAAAGAGGUCAAUCAAUUCGCGAAAAGCGUAAUCGAAAAGAGAAAAAGAGAGAACGUCAAUGAAAACGAGAGAUCGGACCUGUUAUCGGUGUUUCUAGGACUGAAGGACGAGAAUGGGGAGCCAUAUUCGGAGAAGUUCUUGAAAGAUAUAUGCGUGAAUUUUAUACUUGCCGGAAGAGAUACCUCGUCGGUGGCGUUGAGUUGGUUCUUUUGGCUGAUUGAUCGGAAUCCGGAAGUGGAAGAGAGGAUUCUGGAGGAGAUCUGCCGGAUAUUGGAGAAGAGAGGAGAGGCGGCGGCGGCGGGCGAAUCGUCGGCCGGCGAUGUGGCGUUUGAAGUAGAAGAGAUAAAGAAGAUGGAAUAUUUGCAGGCUGCUCUUUCUGAAGCUUUGAGAUUUCCUUCUGUGCCUGUUGAUCACAAGGAGGUCAUUAAAGAUGAUGUGUUACCAGACGGAAGAGAGUUAAAGAAAGGAACAAAAGUGAUCUAUGCAAUAUAUGCAAUGGGUAGAAUGGAGGCAAUAUGGGGAAAAGAUUGCAAUGAAUUCAAGCCAGAAAGAUGGUUAAGAGACGGUCGAUUUGUGGCCGAGUCAGCGUACCGAUUCACAGCCUUCAACGGCGGGCCUCGGUUAUGCUUGGGAAAAGACUUUGCAUAUUACCAAAUGAAGUACACCGCCGCCACCGUCAUCCUCCGGUACCGUGUUAGGGUGGCGGAGAAGCACCCUGUGGUGCCAAAGCUUGCUUUAACAAUGUACAUGAAAUAUGGGUUGAAGGUGAACUUGUUUAAACGUGAGAAGGGAGAGCUUGAAAAGUAUUUCAAAAGUAAAUAAUUCAAGGAAAUAAGAUCAAGGGCUU
Benincasa hispida (wax gourd) is the source of this 1698-nucleotide messenger RNA. Its product is annotated as Cytochrome P450 superfamily protein. NCBI's taxonomy places the organism in Eukaryota, Viridiplantae, Streptophyta, Magnoliopsida, Cucurbitales, Cucurbitaceae. The record is from RefSeq and is a predicted model, not a curated record. Gene Ontology annotation, molecular function: oxidoreductase activity, acting on paired donors, with incorporation or reduction of molecular oxygen; monooxygenase activity; heme binding.